AUGGGCUCAGAACAGAAUAAGCCACUCUCAGAGGAUGAGAGACGUCUAUUUCGCACGUACGGAAGGUUGCCUCAUGGUGGGGGUAUGCUUAGGCAGCAGUGUAAGGAACGGAAAUACUUUGACUCGGGUGAUUUCGCUCUUUCUUCAGCCCAUACCACAACCAGUAAUGGGGCUAUAAGAACUGGCACAGCCCAUCCUGUGCGAGAGACCAUUUCGCAUCCCAAUGCCCCGGUUCCUAGCACCAGCAACGUUAAUAAAGACGCCAACAAGGACCUCUAUGACAAAGAGAGUCCAAAGGAAGAGGUUGCUGAGAGCUCUCUUCGUGCGCAAACUGAUUUUGAUGAAAAUUCCCAGACACCACGAGAAUCAUAG
This is a messenger RNA of Aspergillus tanneri, 372 nucleotides long. RefSeq lists its product as uncharacterized. The coding region runs from base 1 to 372 and encodes 123 amino acids. Lineage: Eukaryota; Fungi; Ascomycota; Eurotiomycetes; Eurotiales; Aspergillaceae. The transcript has 3 exons. The record is from RefSeq and is a predicted model, not a curated record.